Molecule: messenger RNA, 788 nt
Organism: Cebus imitator (Panamanian white-faced capuchin)
Lineage: Eukaryota; Metazoa; Chordata; Mammalia; Primates; Cebidae
Exons: 3
Coding region: 1-726 (241 amino acids)
Source: RefSeq, a predicted model, not a curated record
AUGCUCACGUCCAAGCUGCAGAGAAGUGGAGCCAGUGCCAGGGAGAGGAGAAAUCUUUUACCCUUGCUAUUCCCGCGUUUCCGGGCUUUCAUUUCAGAUUUGCAUGCCCCGCCCUUUCCCCCGGGAGGCGUGAUCACCUCGUUUGACUCCGUCCCCUGGCCGCCUCCGCUGUCAAGGGCCGGGGCUCCGUUGGGGGCGACUUCCUUGUUUGUGUCAAUCCAGCCAAAAGACAGAACCGAAAGAGACUGGGGGCGAAGGCAAGAUGGGUCUGUGGAAGAGACCUGUCGGCGGAGAGCGGUCCACGUUUUCCUGGAGAAAGACGAGGUCGCAAGGCCUCAUCACAAGAGGAGACCAGGCUGCGCUGGGUCUUUCGUUCGUCACCAGCCUCAUACCUGCUGGACGAGGGGCUCAUUCCCCUCUGCCAGGCUGGAGGCUGACCAUCAGAUACCGGUUGUAGGGAGGCGGCGCGUGGACGGCGAGGGGCCCGGCAGGGGUUCUCCCCAGCGCCUGCGCCUCCGGUGGCAUCUAUGCACGGACCGUGUCCUGUGCCGUGUAGGGAAAGCUUCCUCUCUGCUUGGGACGCGGAUUCCUCUCACCUCCUCCUCCUCGCCUGGCUAUUCCCGACGCAGGCUGGAGUGCAGUGCUACAGUCAUGGCUCAUUCACCAUACAUCAAGAUAAGUGCCAAGUGGGUCAAAGAUUUCAAAGUGAAAAAAAUGGAACGAUAAAAGUAUACAAGGGCCAGGCACGGUGGCUCACACCUGUAAUUCCAGAGCACUUUUGGAGGCCA